AUGAGAGAAGAAAGCAUUGCAGACUCUGUACGAAAUUGCCUCAAUGACUUCGAGGUUAUACGAAAGGCGGAUCUCUUAGAAGCCAGUACCGCCGACCGCAAUGCUGCACUUGAGAUCCGCGAGGAAGAAACUCGCUUCAAAAUUUGGUCUGGGAACAUGGGGGCGCACAGCGAGGGACGACGAUCGCUCCAGUACCGUCUAAGAGAUGCGUCUCAUUUACAGAAGCAAGUAAUGUCUCUACUCGACGAAUUAUCGGAGCUCUUGGGAGACGCUUUCCUCAUCGUGUCUGGUGAAAGGAUUCCCUGGGAUCGCGUCGAAGAUGACGAGGAGUUUCCACAAGAUACUGAGUCUGAGUCCGAUUCUGAGUUUGGUGACAUGCCUGGGACGGAGGUGGCACAAAUCGCACAAAAUGUUUCAGACGUCGUCAAUUGUCUGCUGCGACUGAGCGUCGCCAUCAGAAAUCCAGCUCCACACGAUCGUUUCAUGUCAUUUAGUUCCAGCGAAGCCUCACAUUACGAACCUUUUGACAUCCAGCACGUCAAAAAUAAGUUUGGCGAGAUCGAACCAUUCCUUGCUGAUAGAUUGGGAAAGGCCAUAUCGCGGAGGAGAGAAUACUUCAAGUAUCGUGAGAGCCAUCACUUGAAGCUCAAACAGGGCCUUGACUCGGUAGAAGAGGAUGGUGCAGAGAGUACCGUUGCGAGCUCUCUUCCCCUACACGCGAAAGCCGCUGGCUUUAAUCUUGACGCGAUGGACGAAGAUGGGGCUUCCAAUUCUGGUCUCACGCAAACCUCGUUCGCAUCUUCUAGAGCGGAUUCAGAUAAGCUCAGUGUUCCGCCACUGCCAAAAGAAGCCGAGGAUGGUCCCUUUGAGUGCCCGUUCUGUUAUAUGAUGAUAACGGCCAGCAGCAUAGACUCAUGGAAACGACACGUUCUUGCCGACCUCCGGCCUUAUGUCUGCCUUUGGGAAGACUGCACAGCACCCGGGAUGGAAUUCACGCGACGGUAUGAGUGGAUGUUACAUGAAAUGCAGAACCAUCGGAAAGCAUAUAACUGUCCAUGCUCCUGUGGAAUGACCUUUCGAGUCAGGUCGCAAUGCAAAGAUCAUAUCAACAAAACCCAUCCCAAGACGUUUCCUACAAGUCAACUCGACACCAUGAUAGAUCUGAACGCAAGGCCAAUGAACGAGAAGGAAGGUUCAAUCUGUCCCUUGUGCCAAGAGAAUCUUUCUUCCAUGAAAGAUUACCAACGCCAUGUUGGCAGACAUCAAGAGCAGCUCGCACUAUUCGCCCUCCCAUCACUACCGACUGACGAUGAUGCGCAAAUAGAAGAAAACACUUCUGGACCGCAUACUUAUGCUUCGUUCGAAGAUCUGAAUGUUCCUUAUGGACAAACAAAAGAGGAAAGCCAUCCAGAGCCACUAGUUGCGACCAAACCUAUCAGUGGCCCAAUGAAGGAAUUAGAAGACCUCUAUGAAGAGUACUUGAACAAGUGGGUGCCACUAUGCUCUGACUUUCUCAGGUCACCACCUUCGAAAACCAAGAAAGGAGGAAAGAAGGACAGCCGAAAGCUGUCUGAAGAUAUUCUAAACCAUGUCUUACUCAAGCUAGAUGCUAUUGACACUGCCGGUAUACCUGAGGUUAGAGCGCGAAGGAAAGAAAUAGUCAGGGAGGUUCAAAAAACUUUGACUGAUUUGGGAACUGCAUGGGACUCUUGA
Fusarium graminearum PH-1 is the source of this 1713-nucleotide messenger RNA. RefSeq lists its product as uncharacterized. The coding region runs from base 1 to 1713 and encodes 570 amino acids. The record is from RefSeq and is a predicted model, not a curated record. Gene Ontology annotation, molecular function: protein-folding chaperone binding. The transcript is spliced from 2 exons. NCBI's taxonomy places the organism in Eukaryota, Fungi, Ascomycota, Sordariomycetes, Hypocreales, Nectriaceae.